AUGAUGUCCCUCGAUCAGUGGGAUUGGAAGACAUCGGCUCCAGAAUUUGUUCCAGGUGUCCUUCAUGGGGUAACGUCGGGUCCUCUCGUCGGCGCGUGGGUGGCGCCCCACUCGGGAAGCUCGCCAGAGGGGCAACUCGCCAUGGGAGAUGUGCGAGCACAUUCCCCGAUGUGUGCCGCUCCUGGUGGCCCGGUGGCCAUGGGCUUCGUGGGUUGCCUCUCAGACUUUGGAGGCCACGGUGCCUGGCAGGCCGUGGGCCCCGUGGGCCCCGUGGGCCCUUGCCAGGCGCAAGGCGGCGGACCCAUGUCCGGCAUGAUGGCACCAGGUCCUUGCCCCGUGCAGGUAGAGUUCGGCGGACCUCAGCCGUACUCCGACCGGCAGGAGAUGAUGCAUCCGCUUGAAAGCGCUCCGAGCCAGCCGAGCCAGGAAGAGGACUACGCAGAGCGUAUCCGUGCCGCACAACUUCAAGCGCGCUACGAACAGCGGCUGAAGUCCAAGGACCAAGAGCUUCGGUACCUUCAAGACAGACUGAAUCGGCAGGAAGACGAGACAGCCAAAAUGCAGGCCGAGUUUGAGCGAGAUCGGCAGGGCCUGCUGUACAAUCUGAAUCAGCUAUCCCACGUUGUGGCCACCGAGCGGAAAGGGCAGACGCAGCUCCCCGGCAGAGGAAGAGAAGACAUGGCUGAAGAGGAGUUGGCAGUGCUCAGGCCAACUCCGCAUGGAUCCGACCGCGUGCUCUUGCGCCUCUGCUCUGAGGCUUCCGUCAUGGGCUCCGAGGCCUUUUGGGCGGACGAGGGCACACAGCACAGCGGGACGUCCUGCAAGGCGGAGGGUCGCCGUGAAGGAGCAACAACUUCCCGGUCGCGACUUCACAAGGAGCCCGCCGCGCCAGCAACAGGUGAUCGACGCGAUCGACCACCAGCGGUGUGGAGGCCGCCGCCGUCUAGUGGCACACUCUGGAGCGGUGACCGCUUCGAGAAAUUUGCCCGGCAGACGCCCGGGGCUUUCGAGCUGCGGGAGAAGGUAGAUGGCUCCGGCUGGACAUUGAGGCUUCGCUUCGAGGAUCUAAGCCCGCCUCUGAACGAUGAGGGCAUGCAGGUCUUCUGCAGAUGGCUCCACCAAUCCGCACUGCAGAGGAUGCGGGAGGAGAAGUUGCAGGGCCUCCGGUCGAUGCGGACGGUGGAGGCAGAGGUUUCCUUCGCUUGGAACUACAUGGGUGACGAAGCAGUUGGACGCCUGCUACAGGCUUUGCAGCGCUCGGAGCUGCGGGUGGCAACGCUGAACUUCAGUGGCAACUGCCUUGGGCCGGCUGGUGCCUCGCAUGUCUGCGACUUCCUUCAGGAAGCCAGCUUCGGAGUUCGGGAGAUCUCUUUGUCGCACAACCUGCUCGACGAGGCUGUGGUGAUGGAGCUCUUGGGCAUGCUUUCCGACCACCCCAAGUAUCCAUUGAGAAGGCAUGGCAAGGCGGAUCCGGUGAAAUUGCUGCUAAGCAACAACGGCCUCCAUGCCGCGAAGCUUCUGAAGAAGAUUGGAGGGAUUGGAGGGCUGUCCUUGCAGUCUUCUCGGACUCGUUCCGCAAGGGAUUGGCACGUCCUCAAGAACGGUGUGGACCUGCUGAAGCUCCCCGAUUUCGAGAUGCAGGAGCAAGUCCAAGAGCCUGGAUCGGAGACGGAGAGUCCUCUGGAUCGGGAUCGGGCAGAUCGGAAGCUGGAGCGAAGCAAGCCUGUCUCUCGCGUGCCCAAGAGGUCCGAAGCAUUCCGGGCAGCGCCCAGCCCCGAGGUCCGUGGCGAUGGACCAGGCGUACCUGAGCAGACGCCGGAGCCGGAUGUGCAGACGCAGACAUUGCCCAAGCAGGACGAAAAAGAGAGAGAACUUCGUCAGCGGAGUACGAGAAACACGAUCAGGUUUCCGCCUCGCUCCAAGCUGGCCUUGGAGAAAGCGGGAAGGCACUACCGCGACCGUCUGAGGAAUGGUGCAGCUGGUGCUCAUCGCAUCGAGGAACAUCCCAACGAGGAUGACGAAGACGAAGAAGUUCUAGCACCGACCCAAGCAUGUUUCGGCAACCUCUUUCGACUUGGGAGUUUGCACAGCUUUGGAGAUAAACAUCUGAAGCCGGAAAGACGCUUGAAUUGA
Messenger RNA from Symbiodinium sp. CCMP2456, 2133 nucleotides. Lineage: Eukaryota; Dinophyceae; Suessiales; Symbiodiniaceae. The record is from the annotation of a GenBank genome assembly.